CCUUCACUGAGACGUAAAUACAUUGUCAAAUCUUUUUUUUUUCUUUUGAUUAUAGACAAUCAAAAAAAGUGAAUGAUAAUGAUGAAUCAAUAGAUAAUGAUGAAGAAGAAAUGUUAACAAAAAUGAUGUCCAAUAAUCGAAGUGGUGCUCGAGUAGGCAAAGGUAUUCGACAAGUUAUUGAAAAAAAAGAAGGUUUAUUUCGUAUGUAUAUUAUGGUUGGAAUACCUGAAAUAUUUCCAAAAAAAUUAACUUAUCCAGAAUUAGUUACACCAGAUAAUGUUCAUGAAUUACGUCAAUUAAUUCUUAAUGGACCAGAUGUUCAUCCUGGAGGAAAUUUUGUUGAACUUGAAUGA
Rotaria sordida is the source of this 353-nucleotide messenger RNA. NCBI's taxonomy places the organism in Eukaryota, Metazoa, Rotifera, Eurotatoria, Philodinida, Philodinidae. The record is from the annotation of a GenBank genome assembly.